Chanos chanos (milkfish) is the source of this 1776-nucleotide messenger RNA. RefSeq names its product zinc finger protein 13-like. The record is from RefSeq and is a predicted model, not a curated record. Lineage: Eukaryota; Metazoa; Chordata; Actinopteri; Gonorynchiformes; Chanidae. Gene Ontology annotation, biological process: regulation of gene expression. The transcript has 5 exons. Gene Ontology annotation, cellular component: nucleus. Bases 162 to 1769 code for a protein of 535 amino acids.
UCGCCCUGGUCCGAACUGGUUUACUUGAACAUAUAUUUUUUUCCUUUGGUUAUUGUUACUAAUUCGUAAUAUACGACAGAAACAUAUGUAAUAGUUUAUACGGUUGGUUAGAAAGAAGAUCAACUCGAUCAUUAAAUUGGCUGAGAUACUUUAAAGAAACGAUGUCGAACCGUCUUGCGUUUCAGACCCAGCUAGCCUCCAUCAUGGAGGUCUUGGCAAAUGCAGCGGUGGCAGAAAUAUGUAAACUUGUGGAAGACGACUAUGCAGUUAUUAAUUUACAAAUGUCUCAGUGCCAACGGGAAAACAAAGCGCUGAAAAGAAAACUGCACAUAUUGGAAUUGAAAAUGGCUCGGGGUUAUGCCGAGAGAAGAAUCCGUGAAAGCUCCCUCAGUCGCUCCAACAGGGUUCAUGUGAACGCAACAAUAGCGGACAAAUAUCGAGGGUCCCCCAAUGAUCAUUUCCCCAGCCAAGACGUCGUCUACGGAAGGCAGAUGGACAUUGGGUUGUGGAGAGGCGGAAAGCCGUCGGGGACCAACCCAGAAAUUCACUCCCCUGUACAGGAUAAGUCUGCGGCGUCAGUGAUUCCUGAGGAUGACACUGUACUAGUCAAAGAAGAGGGACCAGAGGAAGAGCUUGGACAGAAUCACAAGCAAGAAGUGCUGCAAAUCAACGAAGACGGAGUGGCGGAGGUCACGUCCGAUGUCGGCGACCCGGGCUUCAGCAGCGGCCUUUCUGAGAAAGCAGAGGAUCUGAUGCCGUCCAGGACCCGGAACGGUGCAGUGGAGGUCAGUGGAUCUGACACAACCCUUAAAUCUGAGCCAGAGUUUGAGAGCAUUGAGGGGGUGUCCCAAGACCCUACGGAAAGACUGGGUGGGGCAGAGUUUGGUGUGAGUAGGGGCUCUUCCAGUCCCUCGGGGACUUUCUUUACGCCAGGGGGUGAUGACGACAACGAUGACGCGGAAAAAAGCCGACCGUCUUGCUCUUACAUCGCGAGCGGCGGUAGUGGUGAGGGACUACGUUCCGCGUGUCUCCAAGAGCAACCAGAGAUCAUAGAGGUGGAUUCGGGAGAGGAACUCUCUCUGUGGGACAGCGAGGUGCUGUCAGGGCGACUUUGUUCCUCGCAGCAGUAUCGGAACAGUGGCAGAGACGGACAAGACAUGAUGCUUCAAGACAACCUCUCCAUGUUACCCUCUCGCCCCCUGAUGACCCUCGACGAUCUCGCAGCCGGCGCGUCGACGUCGGGCAUGCGGAACCUUAACGGCGACGUCGGCAUCCUUCACCCCAGAGGCGUCAAGGCCGGCAACCGAGGAGGCACCCGCGAAAAACUCUUUAUGUGCAACAUCUGCGGCAAAGCGUUUAACCGGCCCAAGAAGGUGGAGAUCCACCAGCGGGUUCACACGGGGGAGAAGCCGUUCAGAUGCACCACCUGCGGGAAGUGGUUCUCCGAAGCAGGCAACCUGAAGAAGCAUCAGAGGGUCCACACGGGGGAGCAGCCUUACAGCUGCACGUUGUGUGGGAAAAGAUUCGCUUGGAUACGCAACCUCAAAACUCACCUGCAUCUGGAGGCUCAUCAGCGCGUCCACACGGGAGAGAAGCCGUUCAAAUGCGCGACGUGCGGGAAGCUGUUUUCCGAGGCGGGGAACCUGAAGAAACACCAGAGGGUCCACACCGGGGAGAAACCGUUCACCUGCACCCGCUGUGGGAAACGUUUUGCCUGGAUCUGUAACCUCAGGACCCACCAGCAGUCGGCGGCCUGCGGAGGCGUCUAGAACAUGG